Molecule: messenger RNA, 579 nt
Organism: Paramecium octaurelia
Lineage: Eukaryota; Ciliophora; Oligohymenophorea; Peniculida; Parameciidae
Source: the annotation of a GenBank genome assembly
AUGGAACUACGGCCAGUGACUAGUUUUAUUAAACAGAAAUACCUCAUAAAUGAGAGAGACAUAUAAUAGGAUGCAUUCUCACAUAGUAUUAGCAUUUAUUUCAAGCGAACAAAAAAAAGAAUUUAUGGUUUCACUUUGACAAGUAUCAUUUAAUUUCUGAUUGAAGGUCUAUUUUUUGUGCUUUUACUUAUUCCCUCUAUAGUGUUAUAAUAGGAUUCAUUGGAAGUGGUUGUUUAUCCUUAGAAGGGAGGAUAAUUUACAGUUAAGGAGUAGCUUGAUCCUCCAAUAAGUUUGGAGAUUGUUUCAAGUGAUUCCUAUUUGUUGUCGGAUGUUCAACUAUAUUUAGAUGGUCAGACAAUAGAAUAAUUUACAAUUGAAAAGAAAUUGAAUACUAAUUCAACAUACAAAAUUGCUAGCAAUAAAUCCUUUAAAAUUAGUAUAAAUUUAAUGAUGGUAGCAGUUAGAUUAAUUUCAUAGUUUAGCUUUGUGCCCAGGUCGUAUUUAAUUAUUUAAGCAAUAAUGGUCGUUCUCUCAUUAUUGUAUCUGAUUUAAGAAAUUUUGAGAAAGCCAAAAAUUUGA